AUGUUUUUCGCUGAAUCAUCGGCUUAUCAGCCUAUGUUUGUUAUAUGGUUUAAUGCGGAGCCUAUCCUGCUUUUACUGAGGCAAGAACCGGAGGUUGCGCGGCUUGCUGGUAUUUACUUGAAAUGGGCCUCGUUAGGUCUGCCGGCCUAUGCAUUCAAUUGCAUUUCCUGCUCGAUGCUCACCAUCAAUUCUCGUCAAGGUCUCUUCGCUGUGCCAACUCGUAUCAUCAUGGCAGUGGCACCUAUCAACGUGCUUUUAAAUUAUGUGCUGGGUGGUCUGGAACCAAUCAGAUUAGGUUUCAUUGGCGCCCCGAUAGCGACAUCGAUUUCCUAG
This is a messenger RNA of Suillus discolor, 333 nucleotides long. RefSeq lists its product as uncharacterized. Gene Ontology annotation, cellular component: membrane. Gene Ontology annotation, biological process: transmembrane transport. NCBI's taxonomy places the organism in Eukaryota, Fungi, Basidiomycota, Agaricomycetes, Boletales, Suillaceae. The record is from RefSeq and is a predicted model, not a curated record. The transcript is spliced from 3 exons. Gene Ontology annotation, molecular function: antiporter activity; xenobiotic transmembrane transporter activity. The coding region runs from base 1 to 333 and encodes 110 amino acids.